Molecule: messenger RNA, 516 nt
Organism: Nannochloropsis gaditana CCMP526
Gene: RP-L37E
Product: large subunit ribosomal protein L37e
Exons: 4
Coding region: 45-332 (95 amino acids)
Biological process (GO): translation
Cellular component (GO): cytosolic large ribosomal subunit; ribosome
Molecular function (GO): structural constituent of ribosome; RNA binding
Source: RefSeq, a predicted model, not a curated record
AGAGUCGUUGGUUCCUGGCAACUGCUCUCUAGUUUUCGUCCAGCAUGACAAAAGGCACAUCCUCGUUCGGGAAGCGUCACACCAAAACCCACACGGGCUGCCGGCGGUGCGGGCGCAUCACUUUCCACAAGCAAAAGAAGGCCUGUGGGUCCUGCGGCUUUCCGGAGGCCAAGAUUCGCAAGUUCAACUGGUCCGAGAAGGCCAAGCGGAGAAAGACGACGGGAACGGGGCGGACCGCGCAUUUGAAGUCUCUGCCCCGGCGGUUUAAGAACGGUUUCCGCGAAGGAACAUCCGCCCCCGCCAAGAAGGUUGCGGCCGCAACCUCCUCCUAAGGUGGUAUGUCUCCUUCGUUUCCCCCCUCCUCCGUUCCUCCUCAUUUCUGUAGGAUUCGGCAGCGGGGAAUGGAUCAUGAGAGGGAGCAGGGAGGGAGGGAAGGGGGUGGAAGCUCUCGUGUGAGGCCAUGUCAGAGAUGAAGGGAUGAGGUGGCGUCACGGAAGAAAACACGAAGAGUCCGUC